Molecule: messenger RNA, 1396 nt
Organism: Paramacrobiotus metropolitanus
Lineage: Eukaryota; Metazoa; Tardigrada; Eutardigrada; Parachela; Macrobiotidae
Exons: 3
Coding region: 151-1140 (329 amino acids)
Biological process (GO): regulation of proteolysis; proteasome-mediated ubiquitin-dependent protein catabolic process
Cellular component (GO): cytoplasm; nucleus
Molecular function (GO): ubiquitin protein ligase binding
Source: RefSeq, a predicted model, not a curated record
GUAAAAGUUAAUACUGUGCAGUGGGCGAUAUAUGUACAAUACAUAUUACUUAGCGGUCCCAUAACCCCUUACACCACUGCGUAUCGGCACUACUGUACCCAAUAAGCUUUCCAUACAGCAACACUUUAUUGUUUCACUGUCGACAUAUCAAUGGCUGACGGAGCAUUACUAAAAUCCAGUGUUAGUCUUCGCCCUAUUACUUCGGUCUUUAAGUUCCCAGUGGAGCUCUUCGAGAAAACAUCACAGCAAUCCUCAACGACAUAUACGGCAACCGUGAAAUUCGCAGUGACGGAUGCGGAAAAGCAUUUCGGUAUCCCGACAGUAUCUUGGAGAGUGACACUUAUGACCAAUACCACCCCGAACACCGCCUUCUACAAGAUUGUGCCAGCCUGCAGCAAGGAGCUGCUUGUCAGCGAAAUGCCGCUGCGUAUUGAGUGCUCCGUUAGCGGAACUGGUGCUCAAUACGGGGAUGCGUAUGAAAUAACCAUUGAUCCGAAAGGGUGGGCAGACGUUAUGGUCAAUCGAACGGAUUUAUCCAGUCGUUCUUUGUCGAUGCUUUUGCAAAGCAUCAGCUAUGAUUACUACGGAACGGAAAGGUAUGUAUUGUAUGAAGGGAGCGUUAUUUACGUGAGAGUAGUGUUCUACCCAGCGAAUUCCGAUCAUGAAUUUCUGCCCGCGUACCAGCACCGUCUGGUAACGCGAAUCGGUGCCUUACUGGAGAGUGGGAAGGUAGCGGACUGCAAACUGGUCUCCCGGGAUGAACAGCAAUUUACCGCGCACCGUGCCAUAUUGGCCGCACAGUCAUCGGUGUUUGCUGCCAUGUUCGAAAACGAGAUGAAAGAGAAGUUGACGGGAGAGUGCGUCCUGAAAGAUAUCGAUGGGCCCGUUCUGCAGGCACUCCUGAAAUUUGCCUAUUCAUGCGCUACGUCGCAGCUUCCGCCUGCAAGUCUCCCGCAACUGUACGACGCUGCGGAUAAGUACGAUAUGGAUGACCUGCGAGUGCACUGCGAGAAAAAGAUGAUCGAUGCCAUCGACGUGGAGAAUGCCAUGCACUAUCUGGUAUUUGCCAAGGAGCGAGGUCUGCAGGAUUUGAAAUUUACGGCGGCAAAGUUCAUCGGGGAGCAUGCCAGCGACAUCUAAUUCAUUUAAUGUAGUUGAUAAUAAUGGUUUGAAAAGGUACGAGCACACGAGAGCGGCGUAAUUUACAAAGAGUGUCGCAUCCAAGUGUUUACAGCUGAGAGAAAAAACCUAAUAGAAAAUGAUUCCUAAACAUCCGAAAUUUGCCGGUUAUCAUCAUAGCUGAAGCGGUAAGACUAGCUUCAUUGUAGCGUCUGUAAAACGAAGAUAAAAUAUCUGAUUUUAAUAUCAUCUGUCGAGAAGAAAUAAAGUGCAGAAC